Molecule: messenger RNA, 1776 nt
Organism: Lingula anatina
Lineage: Eukaryota; Metazoa; Brachiopoda; Lingulata; Lingulida; Lingulidae
Product: integrator complex subunit 3
Cellular component (GO): cytoplasm
Source: RefSeq, a predicted model, not a curated record
ACUUUGACCAGGAGGUCGCUAUAACUCUGGCCACAUGUCUCUGUCAGCUUCUUGUCAAUCAACUCAAUAAUAAUCUUUUUCCACAAGUUGUAGACGAGGAGUCCGUGGAAGAUUCAAUAGGAUCACCUUUAUUUGUGCUAUUUAGAAAUUUAUGUCAAACUCCAGAGGAAGAUCCUAGUCGGCAGCCUUUACUUACAUUAAUUGGUGAAAUGUAUGCCAAGCAAUCUAGAAUAGGCUAUUAUAUGCUUUACUACUUAAAAGUAGGGAAAAUUGUGGAUGACAAGAUGUCAACAUACAAAGAUUUUUGCAAAACUUUAGAAAACAGAGAUAUUGAGUCCUGUUUAAUGACAGACCUAAGAUUAUGUCAAGAGGAUGACGUGCGAUUGUUCACCUAUCUCAUCCCAGACAUCUAUACUCAGUUUCCAAAUAUUGCAAUUGGGAGUGCAGAGCUUCUUCAUCUUAUUGUGUCUUCCAUUGAUGGCUCUCAGCUUCAGGAUCUAGUAUGUCAAAUACUCCAGGGGCAUCUCAUCAUGUUCAGGAAAGACUCAUUCCUCUCUAUUCUAAAUGCCAGUUUAGAAUGGGAGACAAUAGAGCAAUACUUUCUUUGGCAGCUUAUAGCAGCACACAACAUACCUGUGGAGCACAUCAUGCCAAUUCUUCCAAAGUUAGAGUUCCAAACUCAUGCAGAAGCCUUGUCAAGCAUCCUUAUACAGCUGAAGCAGGAAUGCCCUUCUGCAGAAUUGCUAAGGCCAAUAUUUUGCCGUGAGUGCAAGAAGCAUGACUACUUCUCUGUGUCCAUACUUAAAUAUUGGGCCCAAGAAUAUGAAGAUAAACUGGCAGAUUUGGUGCUUGCUCAAAUAUCCAAGUCAAAUCCAUCCACACCAAACAGGAAAAGGCAAAGAAGUACAUCAACAAGUAUAUCAGCAAACAAAAAGGAGAAUCCAACAAUUGAACAAACUCUGUCUCACUUAGAUCACAUGAGACAAGUUUGUCGAAAUAUUUCAUUCAUUACACAUGAAUCAAUGCAACAGGCUCUCCAGUAUGUUCAGUGUAAUUGCACAGAUUCAAUAAAGAUGAAGUAUGGUGAUUUAUUAGCCUUAGCAGAAGAUUUUGAAGAUGUAAAAACCACACGUGUUCUCAGAGGACGAACUAAAGCCAAUACUAGUCCCAAACCAACUGCCAGCAAGCAGAAGAAAUCACCAGCCCAAGCACCAAGUGAUAGCUCUUCAGAGAGUAGCGAGGAUGAAAUUGUCAAACCAAAAACAAAGAAGAGGAAACGAGGAGCAACACCACUUGAUGAAGAUGAAGAUGAUUGAGGAAUUGAACAAAGAAAUUUUAAUCUUAAAAAUACUUUUUUAAAUCUUGCUGGAGAGAAAAAAAUAAUGAUGAUUACAUAUGGCAAUACUUCCACAGUCAUUUUCAAUGGUGCAUUGCUUUAAUAGUGUAUACCAUACCAUGCAUCAGUAGAUUUAUUGAAUGCACAUAGUGCAGCAGUUGAUUUUCUGGUUUGAGAAGAAGCCAUAACUGUUACAAUAACUUUUAGUGGUGAUCAAGUUUUGAAUAUAAUAAACUUUCCAGGUUGUAACUGUGAAUGUCAUGUGUAUAGCAUAUUUAAUUUUUCAACAUAUACAGUACCUUUGUGUCCACAGAAGACUGGCUUGACCAAUAUUACGUUUUACAUGUAUAAAGCCAGGAAAAGUGUACAUUUUCAAAGUUUAUAUUGGUUUUCUGUCUUUGUAAUUUACAAAAACAUAAGUGCAAUUGAAAAGCACUUUG